Coccinella septempunctata (seven-spotted ladybird) is the source of this 3281-nucleotide messenger RNA. It is a transcript of the gene Gart, whose product is annotated as trifunctional purine biosynthetic protein adenosine-3. The transcript is spliced from 14 exons. The coding region runs from base 188 to 3211 and encodes 1007 amino acids. Gene Ontology annotation, molecular function: ATP binding; phosphoribosylamine-glycine ligase activity; phosphoribosylformylglycinamidine cyclo-ligase activity. NCBI's taxonomy places the organism in Eukaryota, Metazoa, Arthropoda, Insecta, Coleoptera, Coccinellidae. Gene Ontology annotation, biological process: 'de novo' IMP biosynthetic process; adenine biosynthetic process. The record is from RefSeq and is a predicted model, not a curated record. Gene Ontology annotation, cellular component: cytosol.
CAUUGACGUUCACACUGUCCACAGCUUCGUUGUGAUUGGUGGAAAAUAACGUGUUGCAUAUCAACAAGUGGUUUUCAUCAAUUUCAAAUCAUAUUGUUUCCAUAGAAUAAAGUCCUAAGCUCAGUAAAAAUUAAACUUUUAUUGGUACAUCUUGAUUUUGAGUGAAUAAUUGUCUUUUUUUGUGAAUAUGUCCGCCAAAGUGGUAGUAAUCGGUAGUGGAGGAAGGGAACAUGCAAUCGUUUGGAAAAUUUCACAGAGUGAUCUAGUUAAGCAAAUUUUCGUAAUACCAGGAAGUUAUGCGAUCGCAAAAGUAGAAAAAGCAGAAAAUGUAGCCAUCGAUGUUAAUAAAUUUGAGGAUAUAAAAAAAUUCUGCGAAGAAAACAGUGUUGAUGUAGUGGUUGUUGGUCCGGAGGAUCCCCUGGCCAAGGGCAUAGCUGAUUUUCUAGGGAAGUCGAAUAUAAAAGUAUUCGGACCUAGCAAAGAUGCGGCUUUAUUGGAAUCUGACAAAAGUUGGGCCAAAGCGUUUUUUGACAGACACGAUAUACCUACCGCCAGGUGGAAAUCUUUCGAUAAUGCAGAAGAAGCGAAAAGAUUCAUAAUGGGGGCCCCGUUUCCUGCCCUAGUGGUCAAGGCUAGUGGAUUGGCAGCAGGCAAGGGGGUUAUUGUAUCUUCUACCAGACAAGAAGCGUGUGGUGCUGUCGAUGCAAUUUUAGGAGACAAAAAAUUUGGAUCAGCUGGAGAAACUGUAGUUGUUGAGGAGUUAUUAGAUGGAGAAGAAGUUUCGGUUUUAGCGUUUACUGAUGGAAAAACAGUGAAGGCGAUGUUACCAGCGCAGGAUCAUAAACGGAUAUACGACAACGAUCAAGGUCCAAACACAGGAGGUAUGGGUGCAUACUGCCCAUGCCAUUUGUUGAACGACGAUCAAAUCAAGUUUGUUCAAAAGAACAUUCUUGAAAGGACUGUUGAAGGCUUCAAAAAGGACAGGAUUCCAUAUGUCGGGGUUCUAUAUGCCGGACUUAUGAUCACAAGUGACGGCAUCAAAAUUCUUGAGUACAAUUGCAGAUUCGGGGAUCCAGAAACAGAAGUCAUUCUUCCGCUUCUGGAAUCAGACUUGUACUCCAUAAUUUCGAGUUGUUGUGAUGGAACACUGGACAAAUCUGAAAUAAGAUGGAAAGAGGGCUUGACAGCAGUCGGCGUGGUGAUGGCUUCCUGUGGGUAUCCGGGCACCCCUAAAAAGGGCCAAGAAAUAACAGGAAUCGAGGAAAUAGAAAAGAAAUCAAACUACGUUGUUUUUCAUUGUGGUACAAGUUUCAAGGAUGGUCAUUUGGUAACGAAUGGAGGUAGAGUAUUGAUAGUGGUUUCUCUGGCAGAACAACUAGCCAAAGCUGCUGCGGAAGCUACACAAGCUUGUAAGAUUAUAAAGUUUGAUGGAUGCCAAUUUAGAAAAGAUAUUGCUGUCAAAGGAAUAGCUAGAUCCAUUUUAACUUCAGGAAAACUUUCGUACAAACAGUGCGGUGUUGACAUAACAGCAGGUAAUGAUUUGGUCUCCCACAUCAAACCCAAGGCCAAAGCAACAAACCGACCAGGUGUCAUGGGUAGCAUCGGCGGUUUUGGAGGCUUAUUCGAUGCCAAAGCCGCUGGUUACAAGGACCCUUUACUAGUUUCCGGAACCGAUGGCGUUGGCACAAAGUUGAAGAUCGCCCAAGAGGUAGGAAUUCACGAUACUAUCGGCAUAGACCUUGUGGCUAUGUGCGUGAACGAUGUGUUGGCGCAUGGAGCUGAGCCUCUCUUCUUCUUGGAUUACUUCGCUUGUGGCCAUUUGGAGGUCGAUGUGGCUAAGGAUGUUGUUUCUGGUGUGGCCGAAGGUUGUCUUCAAGCUGGAUGUUCCCUUAUUGGUGGUGAGACAGCGGAAAUGCCAGAUAUUUAUCCAGAUGGAGAAUACGAUGUGGCUGGGUUCGCAGUUGGGGCAGUCGAAAGAACCCAUUUACUACCCCGAGUGCAAGAUAUCGAAGUAGGGGAUGUUUUAAUAGGCCUUCCUUCCUCCGGAGUACACAGCAAUGGGUUCAGUUUGGUUAGGAGAGUCAUGAAACUUGCAGGUGUAACGUAUCACAGCUUAUGCACGUUCAGCGAAUCGAAUAAGACAUUCGGUGAAGAACUGUUAACCCCAACCAAGAUAUACGUCAAAUCUGUUGUUCCACUGAUAAAAACUGAAAAAAUCAAGGCCUUCGCACACAUCACUGGAGGAGGUCUACUCGAGAAUAUACCAAGAAUUCUACCAGCACAUCUUGCAGUAAAAUUGAACGCUAAGAAAUGGACUGUACCUAAGGUGUUCGCAUGGCUGGCUGCCAUGGGGGGUGUCAAUGAAUUCGAACUUUUGAGAACGUUGAAUUGUGGAAUUGGUGGCGUUUUGGUCGUGAAACAGGAAGAUGUUGAAACAGUUCUUAGUUCACUCAAACCUGAUGGUGGCAUGAUAAUCGGAGAAGUUAUAGCGUGUAAAGAUGCAGAGAAACAGGUUAUCGUCGAAAAUUUUGCGGAAGUAAUGGAGAAGGAUAUGAGGCUAUUCGUACCGGAUUUGAUUCAGCGACAGAUCGUCAACAAAAAAAGGGUUGGCGUUUUGAUAUCGGGCAGCGGCACCAAUCUUCAAGCGCUCAUAGAUGCGACUUCAGACACUUCACAAAACAUCGGCGCCGAGAUAGUGUUGGUGAUAUCCAACAAGGACAACGUGGAAGGUCUGAAAAGAGCUAGUAGAGCAGGCAUACAAACAAAAGUCAUAAGUCAUAAAAACCAUGCAUCCAGAGAAGACUACGACAGGAAAUUGGAUGAAGAACUCAAACUGGCCGGUGUUGAAUUGGUCUGUUUAGCGGGAUUUAUGAGAAUUUUAAGUGCUGAAUUCACCAACAAAUGGCGAGGGAGGCUGAUCAACAUACACCCCGCCCUUCUUCCGUCCUUCAGAGGCACCCACGCUCAAAGGCAAGCCAUCGAGGCUAAAGUCAAAAUAAGUGGGUGUACUGCUCACUUCGUCGAUGCUGAUGUGGAUACCGGCGCCAUAAUAGCCCAAGAGGCUGUGCCUGUUGAAGUUGACGAUACCGAAGAAAGCCUCACCGAGAAAAUUAAAGUUGCUGAACAUAAGGUGUUUCCUCGUGCCCUUCAAUUGGUCGCAACCGGUAAAGUUAGGCUUGGUGAUGAUAAUAAAGUCGUUUGGUUAGUUUGAUAAAUAUAUGAGUAAUACAUAUUCAACUUAUUUUUGUAUGAAUCUUUGAUUAAAUUGGAAAUUACAUAAA